Molecule: messenger RNA, 606 nt
Organism: Drosophila busckii
Lineage: Eukaryota; Metazoa; Arthropoda; Insecta; Diptera; Drosophilidae
Gene: LSm-4
Exons: 3
Coding region: 65-520 (151 amino acids)
Cellular component (GO): nucleus
Source: RefSeq, a predicted model, not a curated record
GGUUGUUGUUUGUAUACAGUGAUUGCAAAGAAAAUUUAUUUUCAGCAACACUUAGGCAAAAAAAAUGGCUUCAAAUUUUCGCUACCACCUGUUAAAGAGCGUUCGACCGUAUAGCGUGUACAUUCCACAGCUUACCAAAUCAGUCCUACGCGUUUUAAUACAAGGAUCUGUUCACUAUAUAGAAACGAGGACAGCAUCUCCUGAUGUACUGGCACUGGCAUUAAAUAAACUCAAGAAUGCAGGACAUGAAGUUCCUAAAAACUUUUGUGAAUUAUUUACAAUGGUAAUGCUGACAAUGCAAAUAUAUCUACGCUAUCCAAAGGGUGUAAUAAAAGAUCAUGAGCUGCGACAGUGUCUGAUUGACGACUUAAGUCUUCCUGAUGCUUGUGCGGAUGAUCUAGCCAAGGUUUUAGUCAAUCAUCGAGCUACUCUAAGUAAAAAUUUUGCUGAGACUAAAAUAGAACGGGCUAAAAUGCUGGACUUGCAAUGGCGAAUUAAUAUAUCCUUGAGCUCUACCUGAACUUAAUAAGCCUACAAUAGUAUUGCAUUUCAAACUGGUAAAUGGAGAAUAUCGUACAUUGGAGUUACCAUUAACGAUGUUUCAGC